AUGUUUCAAUUAGCCAAUCUGUUGAUUGUUGGUGCACCUCGGGAUAACACCAGUGUUUUGAGCAAGUUGAACGUGACUUCUUCUGGUGCUGUGUAUCGAUGCAAAGUAGAUAAAAAUGAUUGUGAAGUAAUUAACGUGGAUACAGAUUAUGUGUAUGGCAAAGAUCCCUAUGAUGAUAAGAUGAAGCAGCGAGACAUUCUUUCGGGUCAAUGGCUUGGAUCGUCUAUAUCUGCCUCCAACUCUGGAAAUCUUGUUGUUUGUGCUCAUCGAUAUGCUGAUAAAACAUUAACCUUUCGCGACAGGCAUCCCAUCGGUCGUUGUACUAUACUUAAUACAGACUCCAACAUAAAGUUCAAGUACACACCUUGUAAAGAUGGUGGGAGGUAUAAGCAAAUAGGUGUGAGAGGUAUAUCAUUCUGUCAAGCUGGCAGUUCAGUAAAGAUGUCAGAGGAUGGGUCACUUAUUACAGUUGGAGGACCAGGAGCUUAUCUUUGGAAUGGUAUGGAUUUCUGUAAAAUAUUGUGAAGAGUAUAAUGAGCUAAAAUGAGUAGUCUAUUAGUCAUUAAUGAACAGAAUAUUUAAUAUAUGCCAGUCACGUGACAACAACUUACAGAUGUAGUCUUUACUAUUUUGUAUCAAAUUUUUAGGCAAACAUUACUAAUUUAGUUAUUGCUCUGCACUCUUUAGUAUCUACAGCAUUAUUGAGAUGCAUGACUUUAAUUAAAGGGCCACUGC
Corticium candelabrum is the source of this 735-nucleotide messenger RNA. RefSeq names its product integrin alpha-PS2-like. Gene Ontology annotation, molecular function: integrin binding. The record is from RefSeq and is a predicted model, not a curated record. Bases 1 to 525 code for a protein of 174 amino acids. Lineage: Eukaryota; Metazoa; Porifera; Homoscleromorpha; Homosclerophorida; Plakinidae. Gene Ontology annotation, cellular component: integrin complex; external side of plasma membrane. Gene Ontology annotation, biological process: cell adhesion mediated by integrin; integrin-mediated signaling pathway; cell-matrix adhesion. The transcript is spliced from 5 exons.